CAGUUGGAGAAGACAGUUGCAGCGUUUCGGUUCGUUUGGGUUGCAUCAAUUUUUUCUAGUUGAGAUCGCAUUUUAAUUCAUAAAUCAUUUGAAUUCUAAUUUGUUAUAAACGCGUGUAUAAAUAUAUAUAAAUUAAAGAGAACUGCGAUGGCGGAACCUACACCCGGCCACUUGUUGCUGUUGCUUGGCCUCUUCUGCACACUGGUGCCAGCUAGUUACUCGCUGAAAAUACUAGGUUUAUUUCCACACCCAGGCAUUAGUCACUUCCGCUUCUUCCACCCCCUUAUGCGGGGCUUGGCCGAGAAGGGUCAUGAUGUUACUGUGUUAAGCUAUUUUCCCGAUAAAAAUCCACCGCCAGGAUACAAAGAUCUGCCAUUAAAAGGCGAUUUGAUGGAUUCCUUAGACGUGCAGUUUUUCGAAACGCAAUCCUUCUACAAUCACUUUUUCGAAUUGUAUAUGCUUAACUACUUUGGGAAGCACGACUGCAAUGCCACAUUGCAUUCCGAGGCUUUGGCGCAGGUGUUGCGAGAGCGGCAACAUUACGAUGUGGUCAUCCUUGAGCAAUUUAAUAGCGAUUGCAUGGCAGCGGUGGCGCAUCAACUCAAUGCGCCAUUUAUAGGGAUGGUCAGUUCUGUUAUGCUGCCUUGGCAUUACGAACGCAUGGGCGUGCCCAUGGUAACGUCAGUUAUGCCAACAUUAUAUUUGGGAAAUUCCGAAGACAUGACAUUCGGCGCUCGUCUUGCCAACUGGUUCACCCAUCACGCCAUGCGUUUCCUUUACGAUAAUUUCAACACGCCCGCUAUCGAUGCCAUGGUACGUGAAAAAUUCGGACAAAACACCCCCUCAGUUGCCGAAUUGGCGAAGAAAACAUCAAUGUUAUUCGUCAAUCAGCAUUUCUCAUUGAGCGGUGUGAAACCGCUGCCACCGUCCGUUCUCAAUCUCGGCGGCAUGCACAUACAGAAGGCCAAGCCGCUCGUUGCCAAGCUGAAAAAGUUCAUCGAUGGUGCCGAACAUGGUGUGGUCUUCAUUAGUUGGGGUUCUAUGCUACGCGCCAACACUUUGCCGGCCGCUAAACGUGAGGCUAUCGUACGCGCUGUGAAGCAACUCAAACAACGAGUGAUUUGGAAAUGGGAAAACACCACCCUGGAGGACAAGCCGGAUAAUCUGUAUGUUAGCAAGUGGUUGCCACAACGUGAUAUACUCUGUCAUCCGAAUGUGAAGGUGUUCUUAUCGCAUGGCGGUCUUAUGGGUACUACGGAGGCGACUUACUGUGGUGUACCAGUAGUGGUCACACCCAUGUUUGCUGAUCAGUUUUUGAAUUCGGCGGCGUUACAGUACCGCGGUAUGGGUGUGGAGAUGAAAUAUCACGAUAUCACUGAGAGUAGAGUUCUGAGCUCGAUAAGAGAGGUGUUAAAGAAAGAAUAUUUGGAUAAUGCCAAAGCGAUUUCAUCCGCCUACAAAAAUCGUCCGCAGAGCCCACUCGAGACUGCCAUUUGGUGGGUGGAAUAUGUCGCCAAAACCAAGGGUGCGCCACUCAUUAAAGCUCAUGCCGUGCAUGUAUCACGCUUCGUUUACCACUCAUGGGAUAUUUAUCUAUUCAUUGCUGCCAUUAUAUUCAUAACGGUUGUGAGUUGGAGCUUUAUAUGUAGUAGAUGGUGCUCGCGGCGUCCAAAGGCCGUUAAACAAAAGUCAAAUUAAACGAGGAGGUGCGAAUUUCAGACGAAGAGAGUUAGUUCAAUAAAAUGUAAAUAAGAAAUUUUAAUUUGAGUACUUUAUGUGAUCUCUCAGUUAUAUUAGUUAACUCAUAGCUGUAAUUCAUAACUGAGUUUAAAACAACUAAUUCAUGUAAUCAUCACAAUUAGUGUAAUUUGGCUCAUAAGGAGCCUGAAAGAAGAGAUUAAAGUUAAAAAAUUAAUAAAUAAAAUCAACAUAAA
This is a messenger RNA of Bactrocera dorsalis (oriental fruit fly), 1934 nucleotides long. Its product is annotated as UDP-glucosyltransferase 2-like. Gene Ontology annotation, molecular function: UDP-glycosyltransferase activity. Lineage: Eukaryota; Metazoa; Arthropoda; Insecta; Diptera; Tephritidae. The coding region runs from base 148 to 1698 and encodes 516 amino acids. The record is from RefSeq and is a predicted model, not a curated record. The transcript has 6 exons.